Misgurnus anguillicaudatus (oriental weatherfish) is the source of this 2521-nucleotide messenger RNA. NCBI's taxonomy places the organism in Eukaryota, Metazoa, Chordata, Actinopteri, Cypriniformes, Cobitidae. The record is from RefSeq and is a predicted model, not a curated record.
AUGCUUACAUUUAUGCAAUACAAUGGUAAUACAAAUGGUUUGGAAAGUGUGAUAUUACUUUACUCAAAAACAAAACCAUCUGGGACUGCUCCGGCGCCUCCGUCUGGGACUGCGCCGGCGCCUCCGUCUGGGACUGCGCCGGCGCCUCCGUCUGGGACUGCUCCGCCGCCUCCGUCUGGGACUGCUCCGCCGCCUCCGUCUGGGACUGCUCCGCCGCCGGCGCCUCCGUCUGGGACUGCUCCGCCGCCUCCGCCUCCGUCUGGGACUGCGCCGCCGCCUCCGUCUGGGACUGCUCCGGCGCCGCCGCCUCCGUCUGGGACUGCUCCGGCGCCGCCGCCUCCGUCUGGGACUGCUCCGCCGCCGGCGCCUCCGUCUGGGACUCCUCCGCCGCCGGCGCCUCCGUCUGGGACUCCUCCGCCGCCUACGCCUCCGUCUGGGACUCCCCCGCCGCCUACGCCUCCGUCUGGAUCUCCUCCACAGUCUCCUCUGUGGUAUGCUCCACCGUCUCCUCUGUGGUCUCCUCCGCGGUCUCUCUUAAGGUCUCCACGGUCUCCAUCACCCAUACCUCCAUGGUCUCCUUCACGCUCUACACUUUCUCAACAUUCUUCUCUGAGUCCUUUAGAUUCAAACAUAAAGGAUGUAUUACGCACUUUGCAUUCAAAUGUUCUUUUUCACGUGGCGCCACCAACAGCAAAUCGAAUUAACGUUGUGAGGACAGACAUUGUUGAAAGUGCUUUCCGAGCAUUUAAAAGAAAGCAAUUCAAUCCUAAAAUGAGACUUGAUGUUGUGUUCGUUGACACCUGUGGUCUAGGUGAAGGGGCUGUGGACAAUGGUGGACCCACCAGGGAAUUUUUGACCCUGGUACUGAGAGAUCUAUUGAAUUCGCAUUUCUUUGUUGGGCCGGCAUCUGUGAAAAAUCUAGGGCUAGACUCUAUAGGACUCAGCAGAGGCACCUACCGAAUUGUUGGUAUGAUAUUAUCUGUCUGCUUAGUUCAUGGAGGACUCGGACCCCCUGUUUUUUCUAAUAGACUACUCUGCCAACUGAUUGGAGAACCCAGCCCCCCUGUUGACAUCAUGGAGGUGGACGAUGCUGACCUUAGACAACAGUUACAAAAGAUUCAAGAAGCCAAAACUGUGGAGGAGACACGAGAAGCUGCAAAUGUGGCAGCCAAUAACCUUUCACUUCUUGGGUCCCUGACAGUCAUCAGAACAUUGAGUGACCGUGAUGAUAUACUGUCGUCAUCCCUAAAUUAUUAUCUAGAGGGAAGACUUGAUGCACCUUUGAGGCAAUUGAAGGAGGGCUUGGAAACUCUGGGAGUGCUACAGGCACUAAAAAAUAACCCGUGCCUAAGAGAUCUGUUUGUUGGAGGUCCCCCUGCACCGCUAACGGCAAAACAAAUAACAGACCUCUUUAAGGUCUGUUAUUCUGAAAAAGGAAGCACGCGCCGGGUGGAGGAGGAGCGUGCAGUUGGCCAGUGGCGAGACUGGCUCAUAGACCUUGAGGGUGGAGAUGCUGUGCUGCCCUGGAAUGAAAACAUACAAAUUACUUUGGAGGAUGUCCUUAUGUUUAGCACGGGCACCAAUCGGAUUCCUCCACAUGGAUUUGAUGAGUUGCCAACAUUAGGAUUCCUUCAUGCAGAUAAGGAACAAAGACAAUUUCCAGAGGCCAAUACAUGUGGAUUAAUUUUGAGGCUGCCAAUUCAUAGUUCUUAUGAAAAAUUUAAUGAGUACAUGAUUUCUGGAGUUGUGCAGUCCCCACAUUUUGGCAUACCUUGAUUCAUUUCUGUCGAAGUUUCAUGUACAAGCAUGAUUAAUGUUUUGGUCAUACAAUAGGAUCACUUUUUUUUCAAGAAUUUGCACACAUAUGGUCCUGCUGAGGUUUUUUCAUUCUCUCCAUUAUCUUCAUUAUCUCUUUUUCCAUAAACAUCAGUGUCGUAUGGAUAAGCCUGUAAUGUCCAAUUUAUCUUAAUUUCAGUUUUGACAUUUUGACACAGAUUCUUGCAUUAUUGUUGCGGUUUUGUAAAACUGAAUGUAUAAAAUUUACCUGGUCAUGUCCCUCACUACCAAAAAAUGACUUGUAAAGAACAACCGGGCCUGUGUUGGCAUCUUAGUCUUAGUGCAUCAUGUUUACACAAUUUGCGCAACAUUCUUCUUAUUACUUGUAAAGAACAAAAUUGCUUACUAGGUCUAAUUUGGUAAUUUUGUAUUUGUAAUGUUUUUGGAACCGGUAUGUUGCAGUGUUGUACUGAAUUCUGUUAACGUAUGUAAUUGUUAACACAUUUAAACGGUGGUUUUAUGAUUCUCAGUAUUUAAUCGUCUGAGAGUUUUGUUUAAUGGCAUUUUCGCAACAUCUGCGUGUAUGUGUGUUUUCAUCACUAGCCUUUAUAAAUGCCUUAUUUCUUAGCAUUGUUACCUGACGCAAUGUUGACAAUAGGUUUUAUGGCAAAAAGCCUAGUGUUGUUGUUGCUAAGUGUUAUCAAUGUAGUUCAAAUUAAGUACUUAAAACACUGUGUCCAUUGUA